Messenger RNA from Gasterosteus aculeatus aculeatus (three-spined stickleback), 6234 nucleotides. The record is from RefSeq and is a predicted model, not a curated record. Lineage: Eukaryota; Metazoa; Chordata; Actinopteri; Perciformes; Gasterosteidae.
CGUGGUGGCGUCAACACUCUGUUGCGUCUCUGUUGCUGCAGACGAACCCAGCCUCAUUCCGGUCUCUGGACCCUCUGGUUCUGAUCCACAAACCUGCUGCUGAUCCGGAGCCAACACGCAGAGGAGAGUCCGAGCCGAGCCGAGCCGAGCCGAGCCACACCGAGCCGUAAGAGGCAGACAGCAGACAGGCUGCUUCAUCUCAUAGCCGCCCGGAGUCUUCCUCCCGAAUUAGUGUGAUUUUCAGGAUAAUCUGAGCGACGAUCAGUGACGCUCACCUGCGUUUCAGUGAGACGUCGCUGGGACUCGAACCAGCGAGGUGGAUCCAUCAUGGCCGCUGUGGGCGGAGCUUUGUUGACAGUGCGUCUGUGUUUCCUGCUUCUGCCCGCCGUCAGUGGCCUUCAGGAGGAGGACAGACACUGUGCCUUCACUGACAAGCUCCAGGGGGUGGAGCCUUUCAGCGGACCGGCCAAUGAGCUACGAGGAGCUGUGCAAGACAACGGCACGGUCCACUGUGUCCCCGGCUCCCGCUGCUAUGGAUUGUGGGAAAAGAGAGCAGACGGGGAAAUGCACCUGGUCAAGCAAGGUUGCUGGACUCGCAUUGGCAACCAGCAGGAGUGUCAUGGCGACCGCUGCCUAGUAACCGCAACGCCCUCUCAGGUCCAGAACGGCAGCUACAGGUUCUGCUGCUGCAGCCGAGACCUCUGCAACGGCAACUUCACCGAGGCCCCGCCGACCGCCGACACCCCGGCGCUGAGGCUGCUGAAGGCAGACGGGCAGAGCGACAGACAGACAGAGCGCGAGCGGCAGGAGGAGACGGCGCUCAUCGCUCUGGUAAUCGGUGCCAUAGCAGCUGUCGUGAUUGUGGUGUUGUUCCUGGGAUACCGCACAAUGAAAGGGAAGCAGAAGCUUGGUCUGUCGGCUCUGGAUGUGAUGGAGGCAGCAAACACACACGGCGCUGUGGACCUGGAUCAUCUGCAACUACUGGAGCUCAUUGGUCGAGGGCGUUACGGCACGGUGUUCCGCGGCUCUCUCAACGAGCGCUGCAUUGCCGUCAAACUCUUCAGCUCAGCCCACCGGCACAACUUCUGCAACGAGCGCUCCAUCCACGGCCUGCCGCUGCUGCAGCACCCCCACCUCGCCGGCUUCCUGGGCGCCGAGGAGCGGGCGGCGGCCGACGGGAGGCCCGAAUUCCUCAUCCUCAUGGAGUUCUACCCACAGGGCUGUCUGUCUGGCUUCCUGUCUCACCACACGGUGGACUGGUCUACCUGCUGCAGGAUGACUCACGGUGUGACGAGAGGACUUGCCUUCCUGCACACUGAACUCUACAAAGGAGACCAGUACAAACCGGCGGUGGCCCACAGGGACGUGACCAGUAGGAACGUCCUUGUCCGGUCAGACCUUUCCUGCGUCCUUGCUGACUUCGGCCUGUCAAUGCGGCUGACUGGAAGCCGUCCCUGUCACCACGGAGACGAGGACACCGUGGCUAUUUCUGAGGUGGGGACGGUGCGCUACAUGGCCCCGGAGGUUCUGGGUGGAGCUCUGAACCUGAGGGACUGCGAGUCGGCGCUGAAGCAGGUGGAUGUUUACGCUCUGGGGCUCCUCUACUGGGAGAGCUUCAGGAGGUGCUCUCACCUGUUCCCAGGUGACCCGGUACCAGAGUACCAGCUGGCCUUCCAGGAGGAGCUCGGGAACCAUCCCAGUUUUGAAGAGAUGCAGAUUCUGGUCGGCAAAGAAAAGUUCAGACCCAAAUUCCCCGAAGCCUGGAAGGACAACAGCCUGGCCUUGCGCUCCCUGAAGGAGACGAUGGAGGAUUGUUGGGAUCAAGACGCUGAAGCUCGUCUCACUGCUCAGUGUGCUGAGGAGAGACUGUGUGACCUCACACUGCUGACUACACACAGCUUGGUACACAACCAGAGGAAUCGGUCUCAGGUCCGGUGGCCUUCUCCGGUUGGCGCCGCCUCUACCGACAUUGAGGAUCUCAACGUGGGCGUGGCCAACAAUCUCCUGGGAGACGGUAACACAGCAGCGGUUGUCAAGACCACCAUGAGUGCAGCAGAAGGCUGUGAAAACCGAAACGCCAUCAACUAUGAGCGACUGCAGGCACAGACUCGAUCAUCCACAUCAGAUAUCUAUAUGUUUUCCAACACCACCCUGACACCUGCCUCCAACCUCUGCUCGAUUUUUGAGCCUGGAAUUGAAUGUGCCCCUGAUGCAGGUGUCCCCGGGUCCAAAGUCCUGGUACAUCUGUCCGAAGAAGACCUGGAGGCCGUGAAACUGAAGCCAGAGGAGGUCCGGAAGAACCUGAGGGAAGGUUCUGACGAGAUCCUGAUGGAACAUUCACAGAAGCAGUUUGGCCCAACUGAGCAAGAGACUCACAGCCUGUCGCACAAUCAGGUGAACUCGGUCCUGGAUCUCCAGGGUGAACAUGGGGUCGUAGGUUGGCUCGACUCUCCCCCCUCCUCCUUUCAGCCCUUUUCCAAACAGCAGAACCCGCCUCACAGGCCCACCAGUCUCCAGCUGCUCCCCAGAACCAGUGACGCCUCUUCUCGACUUAACCUGGGAAAGCUCAAGUCAUACCACAGACAGGUGGAAACAGGCGUUGCUAAAAUGAACACUGUGAUGGUCGCCAUGCCUGUAGCACCCAUUCAGGUAACCACGGUGACCAAAAACAUCAGCGCAAGAGGCGCCCUCUCCCCUAACGGUCGGGUUUACUCCAAGGUGGACCAGAACAGCUACAGCGCCAGUGUUCCCACCUUGGUGACGAGCGGCAUGACGGGAGAAGGUCAAACCAAUCAAGCCGGUCCACAGCUGGAGGAGGAGGAGAAGAUGGAGGACCAGAUGGUCGGAUGUGACAACCUGAACCUGCUCAACUCUUUGGACGAACACAAACCACUGUUGAAGAGAGAGCAUCCACUGGCCGAAAGAGAGCUUCUUCUCCUUCCUUUUCAUCAUCGUCAUCAUCAGUCACAAAUGGGCAUAAUAGGGUCGGGUCAAGGCUCAAACUCCAACAACAACAACAACAGUGCGGUGCCGGCAUCCAAUGUGACAAUCCAGGGUUUGAAGGUCACACAUAAGAAAAUGAUUGGUUCAGAGGUCCACCAAGGUCCAGAACCAGAGCUACGCCCAGCAAGUCAGCAGAUGAGUGAGUCUCCGGUUUCAGCGGACCUUGACCCAACAGCAAAGGAUAGAGGUCUUGAUGCAUUCCCAUGUGUCCAGACAGCCUGUUUUGCACAACCAGCACCGAGCCCUGGAUCAUCCAGAAGCCCAGAAGCUCACCUGGUCCGCUCCAUUACCACUGCACUGGUUCCAGACCGUAGAAAUCAAGAUUCUUGCUCAGCUCCAGUGCCGGCACCAGAGGGCCCGGGAUCUCCAGUUUCACAAGACCCAAACACCUCAUCUUCAACAGCUCUGUUUCUGAAUGCCUUGACCCAUGGUCCAAAACUUCAAGCUCUAAGACCUCCAGUUUUACAUCUGGAAGCUCCAGUAGUGAAUCCAAAAGCUUCAGUUUUUGAGGUUAAAUUUCCAAAACCUGCGGCUCCACAUAGUCCCGUCUCGGAUCCAGAAACUCCAGGUGUGCUGCGGAUCCAGAUGGGAAAGGCCCGAGCCAAGAGGCCUGAGCGUCCCCUUUCCCUGGACCUGUCCUGCAUCUCCUCAGAUGACGGCAGUCUGAACUCUUCGGGAGAGAAAAUAAAACGUCGCGUCAAGACUCCGUACACCCUGAAGAAAUGGCGUCCCGCCUCCUGGUUCGUCUCUACAGACACAGCUCUCGAAACGGAUUUUGAGUUCUACCAUUUACCUUCCGGUCCUCAUGGAGCAGGAAGCCUCCCCAAGAUCAAUCAGUCCAAAUCCAGCAUGGCAGUGUUUCUGGUGGGAGGCGGAGGCACAGCGUGCACAGCGACCACAACCUCCGAACCCGACGGAAUGACCCGCUUCUAAAAGAAGAGCACAUUUUGUUUUUUUCUUUACUUCUUUCCUUCUAUUUUAUGGUAGAAAAUUGAGUGAACAGGACACCUCCAGUAGUUUGGGGGCUUUACCCGGGAAGAGAUUUGGGGCUUUUUGAGUUAUCAACCAAUCCAAACCAACCUAUCAGGCCAAAAUAUCCACACAAUGUGUUGCAGUAGGAGGCCAGACAUCUACGAGAGAGGAACGUACGUUAUCAGCCUCAUGGGUAAAGUUGUUCCCCAGGAAGGGUCAAGGCCUUACCUGGAGCCAGUAAGCCACGCCUACUAGUAACAGCAGCCAAUCACCUAGGAGCAUUUCCUGGACAUCAUGGGCCUUUACGCUACAGGAUCCAAGCUGAAAGUCAAGAGGAUCAAUAGAGCAUCAGACACAGCCUCUCCGUGAUAGGCCUUCCUGGGAUGCCAAAUACAGCCACUUAUAGGUUUGACCCCGAUAGUGUCAGUAAUCCGGGCCAGGUGGCUCCUCCCAGCUAGAUGUUCAGGUAAAAGCCAUCAGUAGCUUGUUGGUGAAGAUCAGGUCUUCCACUGUAUUUUGAAGAACUUUAAACAAAAGUUAGCAUUAUCUAGAGUUUCUACAAACCAUACUAUAUUAAUCUGGGUAUUUAUUUUGGAAUCUGUUGCUUUCAAGCUUUCAAGCUCUACUAUGCAGUCAGCUCAUAUCACCACGUUCUUCACCUGCUGGGAGGAGAGAGGAAGUGGAGAAGAUGGAGAUGAGCCACGUUCCACCGGCCUUGUGACCUGCGUGACCUGCUCAGGAACCAUUGGCAAGAGCGCUCUCACGUUUUAAAUCUUUAUUUAGUGUAUGAAAAGAUGAGAUUAUAUCAGAAGAAAGAUGGAACCCAGAGUUAAAGCACUCAUAUAUUCUCAGUGGGUCUAAGAAAGUACCACGAGAAGAGAAUUAAAGAUCCUGAUCUUCGAAAACUUACUAUAACUUACUGGCUCUACCUGCUUGCCAUCCAAAAGCUGUUGGACCCAAAACAGCUUUACAUAAAUUAAAAUCUAAACAAGUGAUUCUCUUCUUUGAAAAGUGGAUCCAUGAAACUUAUAAUUGUAUGGGAUUAUUUAUGAAUGCAUUCAGAUGCAGAUUUCUACAAUAUCAGAGUUUGGCUUGACAUUUUACAAAAGAAAGAGAAAAUAAAAUAGACUAAAAUAAAAAAAAGACUAAAAUAAAAGUUGCAUUUUCUGCCUUUUCAUAUUUAUGUUCUGAAAUGUUUUUUUUUAAAUGCUAAGUUGAUCUUUUGAAGUUAUAUGUGUCAAAGCUCUAACUGAUUCUUAAAACGUGCAAUUACAGAUAUUAUACUUAAUAUUUUAUUAUAUUACACACACAACUUCUGUAUCAGGUCAUGUUUCUCCUUUACCUCAACAUACAUAUAAUCAUUCUUUUGUUUUACCUUUAGUGUAUUUUAACAUACUUUUUAAAAUGUAUUUGUUUUCUUAUUUUUGUAUUUUCUACCGUUUGUACUGUUUUUAGAUAUGCAAAUGAUGUACAUACAGAUGUUUCACAUGUGUGAAGGCAGAUAUGUUGGUUUAGCUGGUUAGCUGGCUCUGGUUCAUCUAGUCGGUUGUCAGCUAGCCCUGGUUUAGCUAUCCAAGCCUUUCUAGUCUUGCUCUGGAAGCCGAAUGUUUAAUCUUCACAGUAUCGGAGUACACUUUGUGUGAUCAGAUAUUCAGCUUGAGAGUGAAUCACAUUUUCUCCUUGAGGUCAAUGUGCAAUAUAACAGACAGCAUACAUAGCUAGCUAGCGAUUAGCUAACUAAGUAUGCAACCAGCUUAGCGGGACUUCUCUUAUCGUCAUAUCUAACUAAUCCCAAAUCUAAAGUGUGUGUGCUCACAUUUAGCUUCCUGCUAACUGGUUCUAGUGAGUGGUCUGGAUCGUCCCUUUAAAGUCACGGCCUGUAGCUCACAUAGCCAUCAAUGCAGAGGACACAUUUAGAUAUAACCAUGUUCAGCAUGGUUAUAUCUAGGAACACACUUGCUUUUAAGCAUUUUAUUUCUGACAUCUCUUUGUCUUCUAAGCUCUGCUGCUCCGUUACUGUUUAAUAUUCAUUAAUACAUAUUUAUCUAUGUAUGUUGGUGCACAUUGUUGUUGAUAAAACAUUGUAAGUGAUAUAAGUCUUCUGGGAUCUUGUUGAAAAUGUUGUGUAUUACUUCAGUAUAAUGUAGAUCGUUUAGACUUGAUGCAAAGACUCAUCACAAGUUACGCCUUUAUUAUAAUGUAACUAUAAUGAAACUAAACUAUGAAAUUAAAAGUUCAGAAACAACAUGGCCAAGUUCA